AUGCUCGAGGGUCCAUUAAAAUCGUGGAUUAUAUCCUUUUUAGGUCAAUAUGUAGAGAGUCAGACAAUGAACGUGUCCACCAAACUCUGGCAGUCGUCUGAGCGUCUUAAACUCGAGAAUUUGACGCUUAAGGCCAGCGUCGUGCCCAAUUGGUUACCAUUUCGACUCAAGACGGGCUUUGUGGGUCUAUUUGAAGCCGAUUUGCCCAUUUCUGCAAUUUUUGGCAGUGCUUCGGCCAAGAUCAAGUUCCAGGACGUUCUAUUGGUUCUAGAACCUCUUAAACACGAUGAAAAAGAGCUGCAGGAUGAGAUUUUGUUCUUAGUAGGGCAGAAGAUGUACAGGCUUGAACAGGACUUACAGGAUCGAUGGACGGGACCACAAGUAUUAGAAUCUGCGGUGCCUCAUGAGAGUGAAGGGUAUUUUGGUACCGACGGCUGGAUAGGACGCACUUUGACGAAACUUAUUGACAAUUUGCAGGUCGACAUUAGGAACCUACACAUUCGUGUGGAAGGAGUCUGGUCCCCGUCUGAACCGAUGAAGGAUCCGGUAACUUCCAGAGCUAGUAACAAGGAGAGAGAGGGCGUCAAAUUUGCAGUUGGAAUCACGCUCGGAGCACUUUCAGCCGUCACAAUGCCGAGCAAUUGGAGAGUUGAAGGGUUUGACGACCAGAAGAACGACAAGUCGCAGGAAAAUAAUCACUUGGUAUUCAAGUUGAUUAAUGCUAUUGAUCUGUCAGUGUAUGUAGACCCGAACGCACUGCAUUUUAUUCACUCGAAGAUACACCCGAAGGUGUUGCAGUCAGCGUUGUCACGGUUAAAAGCGAUGGGAUCGAGAGUAGCCAAGGCAGAUUGGUGGAAUGCCGAAGAGAGUGUACAUGCACAUAGGUUCUUGGUGGCACCGAUCAAUGUGACUCUUAAGUUGACAAUGAAUACUGCAGCAAAACAUGCGCAUACCGAUGACCCGCGGUAUGACGCGGUGUUUCAUUUGUCGAGGAUAUGGGUGACAUUGGAUGAAGAGCAGUUGUCGGUGGUAAAUCUGGUCAUGGACACGUUCUCUGGUCACGAGAAGUGGCAGCUUAUGGUAGCAGAACAGGUUAAAACGUCAGAGCAACAUACAGCAAAUAGUGAGGCCACAAUGACGGAACUGGCGAAAAAUUAUUUAUUGGUUUGGAACCAGAUAAUGGCUAUGAAAACUGAAGGAAUGGAUGAAUUGAGGAAGAGCGAGGCAUGGGAUAACGCGACAAGGAUAGAACAACAACUACCGUAUGAAGUGGUAGUAGCUAUCCGGAACCGUCUUGGGCUGGAAUUUGCUGAAGGAAAGACAGUGUCAUACCCCGAUAUGCUCUAUGGAAGUAUGAACGCAGCUGGAAUUCCUCUUCCAGAGAUAAAUGUAUCAUUUCCCGAAGGCCCAACGGGCCUUUUAUUUGACCUACUGCCGUCGGGUGAUGUGGCAAUUAAGCGGUGUGUAGAGAAAAGUCCUGCUGCGGCUAUAGACAAUCUGAAGCCAGGGCUCUUGCUGAUAAAAGUGGACGACAAACCGGUACGAUCGGUGUUCAGGUUUAAAUCAGAGCUGGAUUUGGAGCUUGCUAUUGACGUCAUGCCAGGAACAAAGGUAUUGACGUUUCGGUAUCCCUCCGUGGUGCCUCCCGAAGUCACAUCACCUCGUACAGUCGCUACAGUCGCCCAAGUUUCUUUCACUUCUGAUCAGCUCAAAUUCUGCCUCGUACGAGCUUUUCAGAAGCAGGUUAUUGCGGAAGUUGUGUUGGACAACCUUGCGAUAUCGAUCGCUGGGUACGGCCCUAGCUUAUUCUUGUACCACUUUUACGAAGUCAUGGUCAAGAGCUUUUACGUGCAAAGCAUGUCGCGAGAGGAAGACGAAGGUAAUCAUUGCAUUGCUUCAAGCAUAUGCAAACCCGUGGAUGUUUUUGGUGAUGGAGAUGCUCACAGCCCAGCCUUCCUAUUCAGCAUGGAUAAUUUUUAUGAGGCGCAUCCAGACGCCUGCCCUGACAGGGUGGAUACUUUUGGGUCAAAGAUCUCGGUGGCAAUUGGUAACUCCAUUGUGGUUAUUGAUGAAGCAAAGACGACGGUAUUACUUGGCGAAUGGCACGACUGGCUUGGUGCAAUCUCAAACGACUACUCCAAUGGUACUUUGCCUUCAUCAAGCGCUCCUCGGAUAGAGAUUGAUUUGGGUACAGUGCCUUUGUCAUGGAGCUCUCAAGUGUCAUCAUAUGCAUCGACGAGCCCUUCUAAGGCUACAGAAGUCAGCAGCUACUCGUAUGAAGUCAAAGUUGAACUAUUGCGAGUAUUUAUCAGCGCCCACGAAACGCCUAUUGCGCCUGCUAAAAUUUCCUACGAGCCUUCGUAUCGUGCUCUACUGAAGCAACUUAUCGGCGAUGAACCAAGCGGACCGCCACCUAUUCCAGAUUGGAUCAGAGCGGCGCAUGCAAUUGUCGUGAUGCAACGUUUCAUUCGAGGAGCUAUCGUACGCAAACGUAAGAUGGUUCGCUUAGCGCUAGCUAGAAAUCGAUGGAUGUUUUGCCAAGAUAACGAGAAAAUGGGCUGGCUGUAUACCCGAGUUGAUUCCCUCGCAUUUCGACGUUGGCGUCGCUCGUGGUGCCACCUCGAUGCUAACGGCAACUUCUCGAUUUACAGUAACGGUUCAGGCGCCGAGACGCUCGAUGUGUUUAGCCUAAUGGGUUGCAAGGUUAUCAUGCUACCCUACACUUCUGGAGGACCGUGGGGCUCACAGCGUGACAAACUGUCUCAAGUUCUUGAAAUUACGACCCGAUUUGGUGCUCUUCGCAAGGUAAUUAGCGCUGAUAAUCUGGUGGAAUUGAAGAAGUGGAAGCACUGUAUUGAAAGCAUGGCCAAAAACGCAACAAAACGAUUAAUUAGUGAGGAUGUGGAGGCAGAAGAAGUUGUGUACGAAUCAGGAGUGGAAGGGCCUGUUGGAAAUAACACUGCAAAAAACGAACAGUGGAAUGGAUUAAAAUUGGACGAGCUCUUGCUAGGAGGCUUUUCAAGCAUCUACCGCGCAGCUGCAACUCUGAAAAAAGAGCAGACGUCCUGGUUUUCUUUGAGUGUAGCCGGCGUGAAUUUCGCUGUGGAUGUGCACAGUGUAUCCGAGCCGGACCACUCUGCAUUUGCGUUAUAUUUAGGCUUGAAGGAUUUCACCGCAUUGGACCAUCGCCAGUCAUCCAAUUACGGUUUUUUGCACGUCGGCGACAAGUUUUUGAGCCUGAAAAAUGGCAAUUUGACUCCCGGUAAGAUACGAGCGGACCACUUGAAUAGUGGACUCUUUCUUGUGCUGCAUAUGUCCUAUCGGGGAGCACGCGCUGAAUCAAAUUGUUUCGUACGCCAAAGCGGGCUUCACGCAGAGCUUACAGUAUCCGGUUGGGUGAUGCCAUUUACUUUGAUGCAGGUCUUUUUCGAUAUAAUGGACGUCCUUAAUGUGCUCUGGGCUGCUGACACAGACACUACAGAUAGUGGAGUCGAUUGUACAUAUGCACCCGAGCAGGUGAGUUUUGCUCCUUGGAAAGAAGUGCCUGAGCUUGGAAUCCAGAUUCGUGCUCCAAUUUUGGAGGCCUAUCUUGAGGAUUCUCAUUGUGUAGCAAAGCUGACGAUCGAGGACAGCUCAUGUUCGUACCGCGCUGAUGCAAGAGUGGAAAAUUUCAAGCUGCAUCUUGGUCCCACUGCGCUAUUUGUGCUAACCGAAGAUGUUGCGCUUCGACUGGUUCAAGUGGACAGAUUCUGGCUGAGCUAUGAUCUCAGACUGCAUCUUCAGAUGGCAUUUAGUGCUGGUAGUUGUGCCUUGUGUGCUGAUGAGUCGGCAAAGAGGCCAGUGUGUCAUCGCUCCAUCAACAUUUCGAUUGGUCAGGUGAAACUUGAGGCCGACCGAAGGUUGGAGCUACUUUUUGCGUUACUGGAGGCACUAACAAUCAUACCAGACGAUACAAAAGGUAAGUCAGAAUUUGAUAGCGCUAGCGAAGAAAAAACCAUGACGAACAGUGACCGAGGAGAUUUCAGUAGGAGGGAUUACGAUGUGAACUUUGUUGGAGGUGAACCAUUUUCUAAAACGGAGCGACUACCCUCAAUGGACUUUAACUUUCAAGAUCAAGAAUUGCUUGAUCUACGGCCAAUGUACGCAACUGGUUUUAGUCGCCCGCAUGCGUCUCCAUCAGGACGUAGCCGAAUGUCCACUGCGACCUCAGCUGGGUUAAACCUCGAGAUGCAAGACGAUAGCCAAGAGCGGUCCAAGCGUCGAAAAAAAGUGUCUGCGUUUAUUCCAUUACUGAACUACCAGCUACUAGUUGGUAUUUCCAAUGGACCAUUGGAGCGGCAAGGCUCCCCCAAAACUCUUUUUCGAACUCGACUCCGAAUGGGAAGGAUCCAUGACCGCAUAUCCAUCACAUGCUCCUCGGUGGUAUUCGAGGUGAUUAAAAGGAGUUUAUCCGUCGUAUCAUUGGACACCUAUAUUCCAGUGAUGAACUUUUCCAUGAGUGAUAUGAAGAUGCAGUGCGUGACACGAACUGAAUUUUCAACGGAUUACGUUGUGGAUGCUAGCGUAGAAAUAUUUGCGCGAUAUUACAACACAUCUUUAGCGGACUGGGAGCCUUUCGUCGAACCUUGGCGAGCUUACGCAAAAGCGAGAAGUGAUGGUGGUGAGGAUGGAACGACUAUACAGCUAAGCGCGUUGCAACGACUGAAUGUGAACUGCACUGACUCGCUUAUUCGGUUGCUAUCCAGUAUUGCUAAAAACCGUUCCAAACAAGACUUUAUUGUGGAGAAACGAACACUCGCUGCUGUGGCUGCUGAUGGGGAAGCGAAAAAAGAGGAUGGACGUGUAUGUGUCCUCAACAACCUGGGCGUUCCUAUUCGACUCGCCAAUCUCAACACGUCACAUGCAGGAACACUACAUGUGGACGUGCGAGAUGGGUGGUCGUUCCCGGGUUACUCGCGGUUUCAUAAUGUUCGCAUAUCUGUGGUUCUGUUACCUUGGUGGCACCCACGCGAGGUGCAGCCUGUGGAGAACUUCCGUCAUAAGUUCACUCUUCCUUACGGUGGAGCUCAGUCGGGUGUCACGCCAAUUUUGAGGGUUGAUGUGCUCACGACAGACGAAGGUAAACGCAACUACGUGUUCGAUCAUGUCACAAAUAAGUACGUUGAAGUGGAAGCAGAAGAUGACGAUGAUUUCGUCGACGUACCGUCGGCAGGGAAAAUUACACCACCUAACAUAAAACAGUACAUGAAUCGCGAAGACAGCACUAACACAAAUGCUUCUCAGCGGAUAAGAUGGUCUUCGAUCGGAUCGACAGCGAUCAACUUGGCUGGCAAUGUCAUGACCUCACUUGAUCCUGGCCGAAUGAAGCUUAAUCGAUGGUACCGUCUUCAUGACUUACGCGGAAAUGUCACCGGAGAGAUUUUUGUUGGCUUGCACUUUGUGCCAGACAUAGACGACCCAGUCACCCAUGCCAGAACGAACGAACCCCAGCAAGUAAAAGACGGUCAAUUCCUAGUGUUUGAUCCCCUGAAGAUUGUUAACACAAAUGAAUCUUCGGACCAGUGCAAGGACCAUGUCGUGCUAUCUGAAGGCUUGCGUGGGAGCUACAUCCCGCCGUUGGCGUUAGAAGUCUUGAUUGGUUCAUCCCGAAUGAGUCUGAUGUGCCCGCUGCGUCGUGCUGGAAAGUUUCUCAUUCAGGGCGAAAAAGUGCUGGCCGAGGUCAAGGUUGCACAGAGAGACGAAUCUCGACGAGUCUUGCUUCUUAGCUCGCCGGUUCAGUUAAAAAAUGACACCAGCAUUGAUAUGGAACUUUGGACCUGUCGCACACGUUUAGCCGCUGGCGAGAGCUGUGCCCUGCCAAGGACAGGCAAAUUGAUGACGCUGACUACUAGCAACAAGAUGUCAGUCCCAAUUAGCGCGUUGUUCGGCGAAGAGAAGGACUCCAUUGUUGUAAAGGUCGACGGAUGUAAACCUACGGUUGUUGCAGACCUGAACAAACUGGCAGCAGGGUCCACAAUUUUAACCCUGGAAGCUGAAGAUACCGAAGGUGUAGGCUAUUGCCUAUACGUGAACAUCACGUCACACAUGCGCAAGGUAUACCGAGAAGAGCACCAAGGAAUGAUCACUCGUGGAAACAUGAACCAGGACGGUGAGUUGCAGACGUAUGCGACUAAGUAUCAGAUUUGCUUGCACUCAUGCCUCAUGUUUGAGAACACACUCCCGAUUCGUGUUCAGUAUAAGAUUGUCGCUAGUGGGCUAUUGGAGGAAGUAUUUCGAACGGGCACACUUUCUCCUGGUGAAGAAGUUCCGAUUCACACUUUUCAGCUGGGUGCGCGAUUAAUGCUACGACUACCUGAAAUAGAUUCCAUUUGGAGUCGACCAAUUAAUUUGGGUGACUGUAUCUACCGGGAGAGGAUGGAUAGGUCGAUCAAGUCAAUGCUGGGUGCGACCGGUGCCCGGGACCCAAUUGUGGAGUUUCUCCCGUCCCCGCAAAGCUCUGGCAUUGCGUUCAAGGAGGGUGAUGUCUCGUCAAACAAGGUCAUUACUCGCCUCGACUUCACAGCCACUGAUGAUGGAAGUCCGAGAAUUGUGCUGUUUUGUUCUCUCUGGGUGUACAACCAGUCACACGUGCAGACGUUGUUGUUUCGCUGUACGGAUAAUCCGGAUGCAUCGACUUUGGUCGUGCCUCAGCUUGUUUCUCAGCGGCCUGUGCCACGGCUAAUGGAUUGUCCAGGCCAGGCAUUUGAGAUAGGCACUAUUAUCGACACUGAAGUUUCUCAAUGGUCGGACAAAAUCCACUCGACAGUUGUGGGCGUCCAAGAACCUAUUAGUUUGAAGUUUGGCAGCAAGCUGGGCCCAAAAACCCGCAAUGAAGUAGGAAUAUCGAUCCAGCGGCCACUGGGCCAGUUUCACCGCACGACUCAAGUGAUUAUCACUUCCCACUUCGUGUUCGUAAACAAGACCCCAGUAGCAUUUAAAGUCUCUCAGUACAUGAAAACGACCGACCGAGUUGUGGAGCUAUCUGCCAUGCUAAACAAAGGAGUGCCGCCAACACAUCAUUUUGAUUUUGAUGCCAGGACACGCUUGGCGAACCGACGAGUCUAUCUGCGAAUGAACCACUACGGAGCGGAAUGGAGUGGACCUUUUGCUAUUGACGAUGAAAACGAGUUUUCUUUGAUGCUGAAGGGUUCAGUGAUGGAGGCUUGGAAAGAUGCUAGCGGCGACAGGAGCAGACAUGAGAGCUUUCGGCGUAGUGUCUCGGAAAUGCACCGUGUCAAAGUCCGGAUCAGUCACGUAGGCCCAAGUAUGGUUAUUACGCUUUUACGAGACGAUCCGCCGAUGUACAUGAUCCGCAACGAGUCGAGCUCCGACGUCUUUGUGAGCCAAGUUCAUUGUUCCGAUGAAACAGUUGUGAUUCGGAGUAAGGAGUUUAUCCCCUUUGCCUGGGUGAAACCGGAUGGACCGUGGCGAGUUGCAUGUCGAACUGGAAGUGUAGUGGGUCGGCACGAAAUGAUUUCUCGAAAUUAUGGUGUGUACGAUUUUGCGAAUUUGGAUCGGGAGCGUAAUAUCGACACCUUGCGCUAUCGGAUAUUUGGGAGCAAAUCAAAAAUUGUGUCAGGCGAUAUUGUUGUGGAUCGGGCAUCACGAGUACUGGUGUUCCGCGACCACAAUCCAGAUAAGCCACCAAGUUACGUUUUGGAAGUGAAAAUUAUUGCAGCUCGUCUUUGCAGCGAGUUCAUAUUGAAACCAGAUUCGACUGCAGAACUCAUUGCGGAAACGGACAACCAUGCUGCAAAAGCGGCGGAAUCUAAGGAACUGAAGACUGCACACGUGUAUCGCUUCGAUUCUGAUAUCGAGUUUUCCUGUGACUCCCGUCCGAAGAAACUCACGUUAAGCUUCUACGAAAAUAAAGCAGAUCAAGAAGGUAUGAUGCGCGAAGUGUCUAGUGUUGGCAUCAAUAAUUGCUUUAACAGCAACCGUGCCAAUAGAGCUGGAUGUAGCACUGCUGAAUAUGCGCUAGAUGCCACGGAUCUUGCAGAAUUGGGGAGUCCGAGGACUGGAGACGAUGCAAUAUCGUUUGAGAUGAUGCAUACACCUGGUGUUCGGCAUUGUCAUCCUUUAUCGGGCAAUGUUUCGGAUAGCAUGAUGUCGUUGCCGCGGCAUCAAGAAUUCUACCAUACCGACAGCGAUCGCCUAUAUGUAGAUGAAGGACUGCAGCUAAGUGAUAUCGAACGGGUGAGUGGUUCUUAUGCCUCAUCGGAGCAGUCUGACGAAGACCAUAACUACAGAAAGGAACGAGAGCACAGUGCUGCUGGGUGUGUAGAGAUAAAACUUCCAAAGAAAGCCUGGACUCGUAUGGGCGUCUGCGCAAAACAAUCGAUAGCUCUGUCCUAUAACACAGCAGAACAAGCGCGCCGGUCGCUUGGACGAUCCGAAGGACACUGGUGGGACAUGCGGGACCCGGAAAGCGGUGAUCUGGUAGGAGAGGUGUUGGUGGCAUUAAAGUUCCGCACAUCAGUAUGCGAGCACAUACAACCCACCGGCAUCUACAGCAUGAGUGCCAUUAUUCCCAGUAUCGGCCUAUCGUUCCUUCACAACGCAAAUUCCAGCAUGGUGGAAGUGGCGUAUCUAUCGAUGAGACGUCUCGGACUGUUGUACUCCUGUGCUGGUGGCAGCAGCGAGGUUGUAUUCUCGCUAGGGAACGUGCAAAUGGACAAUCAAAUGGAGCGUGAAGUUGUGCUGGGUCCGAAAGUGCAUCGCGUGAAAGAAGGUGUGUCGGUGCGGUUGCGCGACCGCUGGCGUAGUUUCGUGAACUAUCGCUACCGCGGCAUUUUUGAGGAGAUGGACACAAACACUAUGAGUGUCAUUCAAUUUCGGAUGCUAUGGAAUUCGAGCUGCGAUGCUGGUGGGUUUAUUCACUAUGAACUUAUCGAGCUCGUGAUGCAAGAAUUGGAGGUAUCAACGGACGAAAAGUUUGUCGUCAAUCUUAUUAGCGUCUUUCAAGGAUUGGAGGGGCUUACGAGUCAGCACACCUUUGACGAAAUUGUGAACACGCAACUUGACUAUGCAAGUGGGUUCAGUAGUGGCGCUAUCAUUCCUACAGCGGGUUCAGACGAGCGAAGUGGUUUUGGAGGUAGUGGGGGCACUGCGGCUGCGACUACUACAGUAACAGAGGCGAGCGGUGUGUAUAUCGAAGAGCUGACAAUUGAGGCCAUCCGAAUUAAGUUUACCAUGGAGCUGCACGGCGGACGGUACAUCAAGACAUUGGGUCCUUCGGGUCGACGGUUGGCUGUCUACCUUCCCGAAUCUAACGUAAAAGAUUUCCGAUUGUAUCUGACACGGCUUUCGUUCAUACAUCUAUAUGAGCCCCAAGCGAGUGUGAUUGAGAAGGUAGUACGGCGGUAUUCCCAGCAAUCUGUUAUACUUGUCCUCCGUGGCUUGCACACGGUAUCAGUAUAUGCAAAUCCGUUUCGCAUCGUCUACCGGUUGGGCCAUGGUAUUGUCGAGCUCGUCCGGUUACCUGCUCGUGGCUUAGCUUCUGGUAGUCCUCUCGAACUUAUCGGUGGUACCUACCUGGGUGUGCGUUCGUUGGCCAUGAACAUGAUUAGCGCCAGUUACGAGAUUGUUGCAGGGGCGACUGGCAUUUUAGGUGCUGUACUGACGCCGUUCGUACCCGAGAGUCGACGCAAAGCCUUCGACGAGGAUUUAGUUGGAUUCCAGCGCGCUGUCAUCGAAGAAGUCGACUCUUUCGAUGCUGCUGAAGAACGCACGAUGACAAAGGUGAUUGUGCGUAAGCCACGCGAGUUCGAUGCAGGAGGAGUGGGGUUGCUCACGGUUUAUGGUCCAGGUUCAGUGCCGUUGGAAGAGCAGGAGCGCAUUGAUCUUAAAGCUGUGGUGUUACUGCAGCUUUGGUGGCGUCGUCGACGACGAGCCGAACUACUUUUUGCCGAAGCACGUCGUCUUCGCCCUGAACCUGAAAGCGAAGACCGUGUGUUUGGGGCAAACCAAUGUGCUGUUCAGUGA
Molecule: messenger RNA, 10023 nt
Organism: Peronospora farinosa
Lineage: Eukaryota; Oomycota; Peronosporomycetes; Peronosporales; Peronosporaceae
Source: the annotation of a GenBank genome assembly